Messenger RNA from Megalops cyprinoides (Indo-Pacific tarpon), 1401 nucleotides. It is a transcript of the gene marchf5, whose product is annotated as membrane-associated ring finger (C3HC4) 5. The record is from RefSeq and is a predicted model, not a curated record. Bases 355 to 1200 code for a protein of 281 amino acids. Gene Ontology annotation, molecular function: zinc ion binding. The transcript has 6 exons. NCBI's taxonomy places the organism in Eukaryota, Metazoa, Chordata, Actinopteri, Elopiformes, Megalopidae.
CACCUCGCACAGACAGUCAAUGGAGUCGAGCGGUCACAGCGACGCAGUUACAUUAAUAACAAACCACGUAUUUCUCGUCCAGGGCAAAAUUUGGAGCUGAAAACAAAAGCACGACACACUGAAAUUGCAUUUAUUUAUUUAUAAUGGUUAAGUAAGAUUUUUUAACAUUUAAGUUUCGAUCGUAUUCGUGUGUUUUGUUUCGCUGAACCUUCCCGUGGCAGGCCUCGUUUCGAACACAGAAGGCCUUGGCUAGCUAGCUGUCGGUACGUUUUCUGCACAGUAACUGUCUCAGCUAGCCAGCUACACGUUUAUUUUCAUAAGACGAGUGUGCAAUCAGAUAUUGUAACUGCGAAUAUGGCGGAUCAGAGGGCCGUGGUAAUGCAACAGAUUUUGGACAGGAGCUGCUGGGUGUGCUUUGCCACAGACGAAGACGACCGCACAGCAGAAUGGGUGCGGCCGUGUCGCUGUCGGGGGUCCACCAAGUGGGUGCACCAGGCGUGCCUGCAGCGCUGGGUGGACGAGAAGCAGAGGGGCAACAGCACCGCCCGCGUGGCCUGCCCACAGUGCAAUGCCGAGUACCUCAUCGUCUUCCCCAAGCUGGGUCCAGUGGUCUACGUCCUGGACCUAACUGACCGUCUCAUCUCCAAGGCCUGUCCCUUUGCGGCCGCUGGCAUCAUGGUGGGCUCCAUCUACUGGACUGCGGUCACUUAUGGAGCCGUCACAGUCAUGCAGGUGGUGGGCCAUAAGGAGGGUCUGGACGUGAUGGAGCGGGCAGAUCCUCUCUUCCUGCUGAUUGGCCUGCCAACCAUUCCGGUGAUGCUCAUUCUGGGGAAGAUGAUUCGCUGGGAGGACUACGUGCUGCGGCUGUGGAGGAAGUACUCCACCAAGCUUCAGAUCCUCCAGCUCAUCUUCCCCGGGAUUGGCCGCCCUGUCCCCCGGAUCCCGGCGGAGGCCAGCCCCCUGGCGGAUCACGUGUCGGCCACGCGUAUCCUGUGCGGCGCCCUGGUCUUCCCCACCAUCGCCACCAUCGUGGGCAAGCUCAUGUUCAGCAGCGUCAACUCCAACCUGCAGCGGACCAUCCUGGGGGGCAUUGCGUUCGUCGCCAUCAAAGGCGCCUUUAAGGUCUACUUCAAACAGCAGCAGUACCUGCGCCAAGCCCACCGCAAGAUCCUCAACUUCCCGGAGCAAGAGGAGGCCUGAGUAGCGCCCCCUGCUGGACUGUUGACCUGUAAUACCCAUGUACCCUCUCCCCUGCAGCCCCCUUACUCAGCUCUCUGUCCUGUGGAGUUUAUUGUACGCUGCUGGUACUUUACUAUCAUGAUUCUUACUGUUAGGAUUAUAUUUUAAAAUCUUAAAGAAUUGAGAUGUGGAGACAUGCACGCACACGCUGACAGACGCAGA